Molecule: messenger RNA, 3811 nt
Organism: Anoplopoma fimbria (sablefish)
Lineage: Eukaryota; Metazoa; Chordata; Actinopteri; Perciformes; Anoplopomatidae
Gene: ppfibp2a
Product: PPFIA binding protein 2a
Exons: 22
Coding region: 1-2883 (960 amino acids)
Biological process (GO): neuromuscular junction development
Cellular component (GO): presynaptic active zone
Molecular function (GO): protein binding
Source: RefSeq, a predicted model, not a curated record
AUGGGUGAGGGGCUGUUCAAUGCUCUUAUGCGGUUAGGUGGCCAGGACUGCAAAGCCUCAGAGUGUACCUCACAGAUGACCAUUGCCCCACUGGAGGACCCGGCCCUCAGGGCUCUUCAGCUGACAGAGGGCCUCAGGGCAGUGCUGGAGGGGCAAGGGAGUGAGGAAGAACAGGACUCUCUCAGGAAACAAGUCUCCACUGAUACAGCAAACGUUAUACUGAAAUGGUUGGAGAGAGAUGAGGUAAACCCCCAUUCAUCUGGCAAUAGUGAGUCCUACCAGGAGCGGUUAUCACGUCUGGAGGGAGACAAAGAGUCACUAAUUCUUCAGGUGAGUGUGCUGACAGACCAGGUUGAAGCUCAGUGGGCCAAGAUCAGCGAUCUACAGACUUCUCUGCUGGAGCAUCAGCACAAACUCAACUCCACAGAGGAGAUGCUACAGCAGGAGCUCCUGCAUAGGACGUCACUGGAGAACCAGAAGCUGAAUCUCUUGGGGGAGGUGUCCUAUCUGAAACUAAAGCUGGCAGACAUGGAGGGAAAGCAGGGCCAUGGGGCUGAAAGGCAACACAAAGCCGAGACUGUAGUAAAUUUCAUUAGUGAGCUGCAGGAGCAGAUGUGUAGGUUUCAGAAGGAGAUCAAUUGCAAGAUCCAGGAGAAAAAGGCCUUGGAGUUGGAGAUCCCAGCUGACAUCAGCUCUCCGGUGGUGCACCCCACCGAGUCCCCUAAGGGCGAAGGCUCAAACCCCUGGCCGUCCUGUGACAGAAUCUCAGAGGAGGUUCCAGACGGGCCUGAUGGGAACACACACAGCCUGGAAGAGGCUAGCUCAGAUGCAGAGCAGCAGGACGACUGUGGAGAAGAAAGUGGCUUACUUAAAGAGCUUAGGCUUCUCAAAGACAAAGUGGAGAACCUGGAGGACCAGAAGUUACAGUACGAGAAAAAACUCAAAGCAACUAAGGCAGAGAUCAGCAGCCUUCAGCAGCUUCUCCUCAGUAAGAACGCUGAGAUCGAGAGCUUGCACACACAGCUGCUGGCCAGGCCCUCUCCAUCCACCGAGAGCCCGGAGAGAGAUCAGGAGCUGCAGAGGCUUAAGAGUGGAAUGAAAUCACUGGUAGCUGCCAAUGAUGAAAAGGACCGACGAAUUGAAGAGCUCACUCUGCUCCUGAAUCAGUGCAAGCAAUUCAGAGAGGUCACUCACACAGCAAGGCAAGCUCCACCUGCUGUUCGUUCAUUGUCAAAUGGCAGGACUCUGUCAAGCAGCAGUGAGGAAGAAGAGAAUGCGCUGAUGAAGAAUACUGACUCUGCCAGUGCAAAAUCGGUGGAUGUAAAGUCUGAAAUUUCCACAAGCAGCUCUUCCUCCCAGCAAACAUCUACUUCAUCAGCCCAAAAGGACAGUGAUUACAGAACAGAACCGCAGACUUUAUCAAGCAGCAUGAAUGACCUAACAAAUGGACCUUUACAAAAGAGUGGUCUGGAUGACCCUAAAAGUCAGAUGCUGCCUGUGAAUUCCUCGCUGUCAGAGCAGAAUGUGAGCGGAGACAGCAGCAGUGAAAUCCAGAGUCAAAAGUCUCCAGAUGGCAGCGAAGAUGGAGACUCCAGCCAAAGAAAGUUGGAGAAAGUUGAUGACAGCACUUCAGGCGAUAAUUCCCCUGUUCCUUCUGGAGCAAACACACAGCCUGGCCAACGAGCUGUGGGCUCACCAGAAUACAUGAAGAAUAACAGGAGCUUAAAGAGACUCUGGGGAAAACUUCGAAGAACCCAGUCUGGAGGGCUCCAGGCAGUGGAUCCAGAAGUUGGUCAAUUUAGAAGAGGGGGACUACGUUCGACAGCAGGACCCAGACUAACCAGGACCCCCGAAUCUUAUGACUCCACACGUGAUAUGAACGUUCCAUUCAGCCAGUGGACCAAAGAGCAGGUAUGUGGCUGGCUGGAGGACUAUGGACUGGGCCAGUAUGUCAAUCUCACCAGGCACUGGGUUGAAAAUGGACAGACGCUGCUGUCUGCCACACCUCAGGACUUUGAGAAGGAGAUGGGUAUGAAGAAUCCACUGCACAGGAAGAAGCUGCAGCUCGCUCUGAAGGCAUUCAUAACAAAAGUUAUAGAGAAAUCGUCAGACCUGGACUACAUCUGGGUUACCCGCUGGUUGGAUGAUAUUGGUUUGCCUCAGUAUAAAGACCACUUCCAUGAAGCCCGAGUGGAUGGUCGAAUGAUACAAUACCUCACAGUGAAUGACCUCUUGACUCUGAAGGUCACCAGUCAGCUUCAUCAUCUCAGUAUUAAAUGUGCCAUCCAUGUCCUUCAUGCCAACAAGUUCAACCCACACUGUCUUCGACGUAGGCCAGGGGAAGAGAAACAGCCCUCACCCUCAGAGGUGGUGCAGUGGUCUAACCAUCGGGUUAUGGAGUGGCUGAGAGCAGUGGAUCUAGCUGAGUACGCUCCUAAUCUACGGGGUAGCGGCGUUCAUGGUGGGCUGAUUAUCCUGGAGCCUCGCUUCAGCUCAGAGACUUUGGCGCUGCUGUUAAAUAUUCCUCCACAGAAGACUUUGCUCCGCCGCCACCUCGCCACUGCCUUCGCUGCCCUUGUGGGUCAUCAGGCCACACAGGAAAAGCGAGAGUAUGGCAAUGCCACAGGCCAUGUGCCCCUGACUACCACUGCUAAAGUAAAGCCAAAGAAGCUGGGCUUCACCCAAUUCAGUCACCUCAGAAAGAGGAAACCUGAUGAAGCUGCGGACUAUAUCUGUCCAAUAGACAGUGGAGCGCUGACAGUGAAUGGGGUUUCUCGCCUGCCCUCUGCAGCACUUAGGGGCCUUAGCCCCACCUUGGACAGACAGGCUGUGAGGUGUGAGCAAGUGGGGAUAAAAGCUCAGGCUAACAGCCCAAAACAAUAAUUUUAAACACAGCACACUCCGCUCUCACUCACAAAGAAACUUUGUGAAUCAGUGGAAAUUCUGAUACAGAAAUGUACCCAAGAUUUAUUCAUGUGAAUUUUUGGAUGGGCUGUAAAAAUGCUGUAUCGAACAAAUUUGGUUAAUGUAUUUUCAACCAGGUGUUGUUAAAGCAAUAUACAUCAAAGAUGGUGAUGAACAGUGACAUUGUGUGAAAGCUGCUCUCUGCAUUCCUUAUACAGUUGGAUUCCAAAGCCUUUACUUUUGCUUAAAAAAAAACAUUUUAGUGACCAAUUUGUAUCUAAACUUCUGCAGAUGUAGUUAGAAUAUUGGUGACAUUUUCUUGUUAUAAAUCUCGAUUGACUGCACAGUAUAAUAGUUACAUCAGUUACUUUACGAUUAACAAAAUUAAAUAAUUUUAGUUCUUGACGGUACUUUUCUGCACCUUGAAUACGUUUUUUUGUAAAGGAUUCUCCUACCCAAAUGGUGCCUUGUUUAAUAAGAUUCUUGUGAAUAUCCAGUAAUAAGAUCAAAACAAGAUCAACAGUUAUUCUUUUUGUAAGUUUUGGAGACCAAAUGCGUUUGCUGCCAUCUGGUGCUUAAAUGCUUACUACUGUCACUGAACAGCUUGAUCAUAUUUACAUUUAUGGUCCAUUAUAGCUUUUGGUAGUUAUUUGAGUAACAGAUGUAGUUUUCAAGUUGAUGUUUUUAGAAUUUUUAAUUUAAAAAAAAGAAAAAUAUGAACAAUGUUGCUGUUUAUUUCAUUAAAGUCGGAGAGACACAUCACUUCCUGAUAUUGGAUCUUGAGACCUUGAAUGUGUAGUUGAUCCAAUACUGCCUACUACUGGACAAAAAAUUAAAAUACAAGAAUGAUUUGGGCCACUAUUGUUUGGUUUGUUUCAGCCCAGGGUGAAAGUGGACGAGCCUGAAU